AGGAUUGCGGUGCAGGGGAGUGGAGAAGGGUACAUAUAAGAGGAAGCUGGAGGCCCAGGAAGCGGCCUGCUCAGGCAGCUGGGGAGCAGGAACCUGAACCGGAGGAAGAGGCCGCGCCAUGCCCUCCUCUGCCGCAGCCAGGAUGGGGCUGAGGGCGUCUGGGACAGGUUUUGUGGUCCUGGUGCUGCUCCAGAGCUGUGCUGCAUACAAGCUGAUCUGCUACUACACCAGCUGGUCCCAGUACCGGGAGGGUGAUGGGAGCUGCUUCCCAGAUGCCAUCGACCCCUUCCUGUGCACCCACGUCAUCUACAGCUUUGCCAACAUAAGCAACAAUGAGAUCGACACCUGGGAGUGGAAUGACGUGACACUCUAUGAUACACUGAACACACUCAAGAACAGGAACCCCAAGCUGAAGACUCUCCUAUCUGUUGGAGGAUGGAACUUUGGUCCUGAAAGAUUUUCCAAAAUAGCUUCCAAGACCCAGAGUCGCAGGACUUUCAUCAAGUCAGUGCCACCAUUUCUGCGGACCCAUGGCUUUGAUGGACUGGACCUAGCAUGGCUCUACCCCGGGCGGAGAGACAAGCGGCAUCUCACCGCUCUGGUCAAGGAAAUGAAGGCUGAGUUUGCAAGGGAAGCCCAAGCAGGCACAGAGCGGCUCCUGCUCAGCGCAGCAGUGUCCGCAGGGAAGAUUGCUAUUGACAGAGGCUAUGACAUCGCCCAGAUAUCCCGACACUUGGACUUCAUCAGCCUUUUGACCUAUGACUUUCAUGGAGCCUGGCGCCAGACAGUAGGACAUCACAGCCCCCUGUUUCGAGGCCAGGAAGAUGCAAGUUCUGACAGAUUCAGUAAUGCUGACUACGCGGUGAGCUACAUGCUGAGGCUGGGGGCUCCAGCCAAUAAGCUGGUGAUGGGCAUGCCCACUUUCGGGAGGAGCUUCACUCUGGCCUCUUCCAAGACAGAUGUGGGAGCCCCCAUCUCAGGGCCAGGAAUACCAGGCCGGUUCACCAAGGAGAAAGGGAUUCUUGCCCAUUAUGAGAUCUGUGAUUUCCUCCACGGAGCCACCACCCACAGAUUCCGUGACCAGCAGGUCCCCUAUGCCACCAAGGGCAACCAGUGGGUGGCAUAUGACGAUCAGGAGAGCGUCAAAAACAAGGUGCACAUAUACGCCACUUAUUUAUGCAUUCCUCUGCGGAGGCAGAGCUGUGUUCUCCAAGUUUAAUGUUAUCAACAAUGCUGCUGUGAAUGUUUACAUGCAUGUUCCUGGGACUGUAACUGCUGGGUCACACGUUUUCAGUUCGACUAGAUACCAUCUCACUUUUUUCAAAGAGAGUGCUCCUAUCUACAGUCCCGCCAGCAACAAAUCUUAAUGUUCUAUUGGAUGAAUGACUGAGUGACUGGGAAUCUGGCCAUACCUGCCUCAUUUU
Messenger RNA from Capra hircus (goat), 1424 nucleotides. RefSeq names its product chitinase 3 like 1 (gene CHI3L1). Gene Ontology annotation, cellular component: extracellular region. Lineage: Eukaryota; Metazoa; Chordata; Mammalia; Artiodactyla; Bovidae. The transcript is spliced from 10 exons. Gene Ontology annotation, molecular function: chitin binding. The record is from RefSeq and is a predicted model, not a curated record. Gene Ontology annotation, biological process: chitin catabolic process; carbohydrate metabolic process. Bases 119 to 1219 code for a protein of 366 amino acids.